Messenger RNA from Hirsutella rhossiliensis, 663 nucleotides. RefSeq names its product C2H2 finger domain-containing protein. The record is from RefSeq and is a predicted model, not a curated record. The transcript has a single exon. Lineage: Eukaryota; Fungi; Ascomycota; Sordariomycetes; Hypocreales; Ophiocordycipitaceae. Bases 1 to 663 code for a protein of 220 amino acids.
AUGGAACUCCGCCGUCGACUGAGGAACGAGAAGCAAAGAUUGAAGAGGGUGCUUAAGCAGAAGAUUCGAGAUGAAUGGACUGCCAGACAGGCGGUGGACGACAUUGAGGGGCAAUUGCAAGGUAUUGGGUUUGUCAAACAAGCGACUGUGAACACUCCCAUUUGUCCUCAGCGACCGGCUCAAAAGCGAUUGGUUGAGGCCCUCGCCGCUCCACUUGGCAACACGCUCGAAGGUCAAUAUCGACGGAGAGACAAUGCUAUCGCCGCCAUCGUAGCUUAUUGUAUGGUCGAGGAAGGGCAGACGAUCCGCGGCGCUCGAGCGUCGGUCGACUCAACUAGGCCUACUCUCAUGAACGAACCGCCUAUCAACAGCCCUCAACUCACGGCUCUGAUGUCCACCUUCAUUAAGACAGUCACGGACAGGCCUCGAAGAUGCUUCAUCUGUGUCGGCAAGGCCCUUGAUUUGACAUCAGAUGAUGGGGCCGUGGAGGUUCUCAUUCGCGAGUUUUACACUCCUGGAGACCUGUCCAAGCACUUCCGACGCAAGCACUUGUCGAAUUUACGCGAGGGCGAUGAGAUUAGAUGUUCGAUCUGCGAUUUGCCACUGGACCAUAUGGAGCAUCUGCGGAACCAUGCUCUACGAAUACACGGAACAGUGUCCUAA